AUGCCGUUCUCUGACUUUGUUGUGGCACUGAAGGACAACCCCUACUUUGGGGCUGGGUUUGGCCUUGUUGGAGUGGGCACAGCAAUGGCACUGGCUCGGAAAGGAGCUCAGUUUGGGCUGGUGGCUUUCAGGCGCCACUAUAUGAUCACUUUGGAAGUGCCCAGCAAGGAUAAGAGCUACCAGUGGCUGCUGAACUGGAUCUCGCACCAUGCCAAGCGCACACAGCACCUGAGCGUUGAGACCUCGUACCUGCAGCACGAGAGUGGGCGCGUCAGCACCAAGUUUGACUUUGUCCCCAGCCCUGGAAACCAUUUCAUCUGGUAUCAGAGGAAGUGGAUUCGCAUCGAGCGAAACCGGGAGAGGCAGAUGAUUGACCUGAACACAGGAACUGCCUGGGAGUCUGUCACCUUCACGGCACUGGGCACCAACCGGGAGAUCUUCUUCAACAUCCUCCAGGAAGCCCGGGAGUUGGCUCUGCAGCAGCAGGAGGGGAGGACAAUCAUGUACACAGCCAUCGGAACGGAGUGGCGGCAGUUUGGAUUCCCACGCCGCCGCCGGCCUCUGAGCUCCGUGGUGCUGGAGAAAGGUGUGUCAGAGAGGCUGGUUGAGGACGUGAAGGAGUUCAUCGACAACCCGAAGUGGUACAUCGAGAGAGGGAUCCCAUACAGAAGAGGCUACCUGCUAUAUGGUCCUCCUGGCUGUGGAAAAAGCAGCUUCAUUACAGCCCUGGCCGGGGAGCUGCAACACAGUAUCUGCCUGCUGAGCCUCAGUGACCGCAGCCUCUCUGAUGACCGACUCAAUUACCUCCUGAGUGUGGCACCACAGCAGAGCAUCAUCCUUCUGGAGGAUGUGGAUGCUGCCUUCAUCAGUCGGGACCUCGCUGCUGAGAACCCUGCUAUGUACCAAGGCAUGGGGCGCCUGACCUUCAGCGGCCUCCUCAACGCCCUGGAUGGCGUGGCCUCCACAGAGGCCAGGAUUGUCUUCAUGACCACCAACUAUGUGGACAGGCUGGACCCAGCCCUGGUGCGGCCUGGACGUGUGGACCUGAAGCAGUACGUGGGCCACUGCUCCCAAGGGCAGCUGGUCCGCAUGUUCCAGCGCUUCUAUCCUGAGCAGCCCCCAGCUGCAGCUGAGCAGUUUGCUGAGCAGGCGCUGGCAGUCUCCAAACAGAUCAGCGCUGCCCAGGUGCAGGGCCACUUCAUGCUCUACAAGACAGAUCCUGGGGGAGCCAUUGAAAACGUACACUCCAUCCUGCCGUGACCUAAGGUGAGCUCUGCCUUGCCAUGCUGUGAGGCCUGGAGAUAACUGGGACAAGGACUUGGACCAUCCUGGGGAUGCUGUGAAGCUGCCCAGCUACACAGGCCAGGUCUUUACCUCACCGAGGCCUUGUCUUUUUGUUAAAAUGUGUGGAGUCAGAGCUUCCAGCUCUGCAGCAGAGUGAGGGGAUCGGCUCUUGCUGCUCCCUAGGUUUGGGUGCUACUAUACAGACCCUGCUCACUGCUCUUGUGCUGGGAUUGAGAAGCUGCCGAGGCUUCCAGAUGUGAAAGUAUAAUUUGUCAACCCCUUCCUUGUGGGCUGAUACUCCAAAACAGAAUUUUGCAGAGGCAGGACAUUGGGGUGAUGCACUGCUGAGGAGAGCUGAUGGUCUUUGAAAAGAGAGCAGUCUUCAUUGGUCUGUGAACAACCUUGUAAGGUAAAGUGCACAACAUGGCUCUUUGCCCUCCA
This is a messenger RNA of Tympanuchus pallidicinctus (lesser prairie-chicken), 1725 nucleotides long. It is a transcript of the gene BCS1L, whose product is annotated as mitochondrial chaperone BCS1. Gene Ontology annotation, cellular component: mitochondrial inner membrane. The transcript has 7 exons. Gene Ontology annotation, biological process: mitochondrial respiratory chain complex III assembly; protein insertion into mitochondrial inner membrane from matrix. Gene Ontology annotation, molecular function: ATP hydrolysis activity; ATP binding. The record is from RefSeq and is a predicted model, not a curated record. The coding region runs from base 1 to 1260 and encodes 419 amino acids. NCBI's taxonomy places the organism in Eukaryota, Metazoa, Chordata, Aves, Galliformes, Phasianidae.